AUGUUGGAGGCGUGUGAAUUCGAGAAUCAGGAAGCAGCAUUAGCCUCAAACUUAGAAGACAACUGUAGAGUCCAUACUCCCGUUUGGGCGGAGACCUAUAGUCUGAGUGUUGGUCUUAGAAUGUCUGGUGAAUCUGCAAAUCGUUCUCUUACUACUACUUGCACAGUAUCCUCCAAAGGAGACUCCAAGUACGUGAAAUUGAAUGUUGGGGGUACACUUCAUCUGACUACAAUCGACACACUGUGUAAGCAGGACACCAUGCUGCGAGCCAUGUUUAGUGGCCGGAUGGAUGUACUUCACGACAAGGAAGGAUGGGUGCUGAUUGACAGAUGUGGCAAGCACUUUGACACUGUCCUGUCUUUCCUGCGGGAUGGCUCUAUCACACUGCCAGAUUCCCGACGCGAGCUUGAUGAGCUACUUCAGGAGGCCAAGUACUACUGUGUCCAGGAACUGGUUCGUCAAGUGGAAGUAGCGUUGAACACACAUGACCCAGAGCCCAUCUGUCAAGUUCCCCUGAUCACAUCAUCCCGGGAAGAGCAGAUCCUUGUGUCCACAACUGCAAAGCCUAUCGUGAAACUCAUCUGCAAUCGGCACAACAACAAAUAUUCAUAUACAAGCAUGUCAGAUGACAACCUCUUGAAGAACAUGGAACUCUUUGACAAGCUGUGUUUGCGAUUCAACGGGCGGGUGCUCUUUAUCAAAGAUGUCAUUGGCAGCAAUGAGAUUUGCUGCUGGUCCUUCUAUGGACACGGACAGAAGAUUGGAGAAGUCUGUUGUACGUCCAUUGUGUAUGGCACGGACAAGAAGCAUACCAAGGUUGAAUUCCCAGAAGCGAGAAUUUUUGAAGAGACCCUCAACGUGUUGCUGUACGAACAUCGUGGGAAAGGCCCUGACGCAGAACUCCUGCAGGCAACACGGGGCUACCGAGAGCGUGGCAACGGUUACCACAGUGACGACGAAGAGGACAAGCUGGACAGAGCCAUGCGUAGGAAAUGA
Messenger RNA from Candidula unifasciata, 996 nucleotides. Lineage: Eukaryota; Metazoa; Mollusca; Gastropoda; Stylommatophora; Geomitridae. The record is from the annotation of a GenBank genome assembly.